Rhagoletis zephyria (snowberry fruit fly) is the source of this 573-nucleotide messenger RNA. Its product is annotated as ATP-dependent DNA helicase PIF1-like. The record is from RefSeq and is a predicted model, not a curated record. Lineage: Eukaryota; Metazoa; Arthropoda; Insecta; Diptera; Tephritidae.
AUGGCACCGAAAAAUGUACACGUCAACGAAAUCAAUUUUGUCAUUCAAGAAAAACUGCCAGGAGAAGCUACAACAUAUACAUCGAUUGAUAGCGUUUUGAAUCAAGAUGAAGUAGUCAAUUAUCCAACUGAAUUCUUGAAUUCUUUGGAUCCCCCCGGUCUGCCACCGCAUCGUUUGGUCCUGAAAGUCGGUUCACCUAUUAUACUUCUACGAAAUCUGAAGCCACCGACUUUGUGUAAUGGCACAAGACUUUCAGUCAAAAAAUUGUUUCCAAAUUUGAUUGAAGCAACCAUACUAAAUGGCAAGGCAGCAGGUGAAGUGGUACUCUUACCACGCAUUCCAAUGAUUCCAACGGACAUGCCGUUUGAAUUUAAGCGCUUGCAGUUCCCAGUACGUCUUGCCUUUGCGAUGACCAUCAACAAAUCGCAAGGGCAAACGUUUCGAGUGUGCGGCGUCAAUUUGGAAGAACCGUGCUUCUCCCACGGCCAAUUGUAUGUCGCAUGUUCGAGAGUGGGAACACCAAGGUGCUUAUUCAUUUACGCGCCAGGUGGAAAAACCAAAGAUGUUGUAUAA